This is a messenger RNA of Neogale vison (American mink), 1703 nucleotides long. It is a transcript of the gene SLC35D3, whose product is annotated as solute carrier family 35 member D3. Gene Ontology annotation, cellular component: Golgi apparatus. The transcript is spliced from 2 exons. The coding region runs from base 1 to 1272 and encodes 423 amino acids. The record is from RefSeq and is a predicted model, not a curated record. NCBI's taxonomy places the organism in Eukaryota, Metazoa, Chordata, Mammalia, Carnivora, Mustelidae. Gene Ontology annotation, molecular function: antiporter activity.
AUGCGGCAUCUGUGCCGGGGCCGCGUGCUGGGCAUCUCGGUGGCUAUCGCGCAUGGGGUCUUCUCGGGCUCCCUCAACAUCUUGCUCAAGUUCCUCAUCAGCCGCUACCAGUUCUCCUUCCUGACCCUGGUGCAGUGCCUGACCAGCUCCACGGCGGCGCUGAGCCUGGAGCUGCUGCGGCGCCUGGGGCUCAUCGCCGUGCCCCCCUUCGGCCUGAGCCUGGCGCGCUCCUUCGCUGGGGUCGCAGUGCUCUCCACGCUGCAGUCCAGCCUCACGCUCUGGUCCCUACGCGGCCUCAGCCUGCCCAUGUACGUGGUCUUCAAGCGCUGCCUGCCCCUGGUCACCAUGCUCAUCGGCGUUCUGGUGCUCAAGAACGGCGCGCCCUCGCCCGGGGUGCUCGCGGCCGUGCUCAUCACCACCUGCGGCGCAGCCCUGGCAGGAGCGGGCGAUCUGACCGGCGAUCCCAUCGGGUACGUCACGGGCGUGCUGGCAGUGCUGGUGCACGCCGCCUACCUGGUGCUCAUCCAGAAGGCCAGCGCGGACACAGAGCACGGGCCGCUGACCGCUCAGUACGUCAUCGCCGUGUCCGCCACCCCACUGCUGGUCCUCUGCUCCUUCGCCAGCACCGACUCUAUACACGCCUGGACCUUCCCUGGCUGGAAGGACCCUGCCAUGGUCUGCAUCUUCGUGGCCUGCAUCUUGAUCGGCUGCGCCAUGAACUUCACCACGCUGCACUGCACCUACAUCAACUCGGCGGUGACCACCAGCUUCGUGGGUGUGGUGAAGAGCAUCGCCACCAUCACAGUGGGCAUGGUGGCCUUCAGCGAUGUGGAGCCCACCUCUCUGUUCAUUGCCGGGGUGGUGGUGAACACCCUGGGCUCCAUCAUUUACUGUGUGGCCAAAUUCUUGGAGACCAAAAAGCAAAGCAACUACGAGGACCUAGAGACGCAGCGGGGGGGAGAGGAGGCACAGCCAAGUGGAGAUCAGCUGCCGUUUGUCAUGGAGGAGCUGCCCGCGGAGGAUGGAAAUGGCGGGUCAGAAGGUGGCAAGGCAGCAGGUGGCUCCACUCAGAAGAGUGGGCAAGAGGCAAGGGGCAGCCCCAGAGGAGGCCCGCUGGUGGCUAGGAGCUCACACAACACAGCCGCUGGCCCGGAGGAAGUGAGCAAGAGGUCACUGAAGGAUGCUUACCUCCAAGUGUGGAGGUUAGUUAGGGGAACCAAGUACAUGAAGAAGGAUUAUUUGAUAGAAAAUGAGGAGUUACCCAGUCCUUGAAAAGGAAAUGCAUGUAUGUAUAUAUGUACAUACACUUAUUUUGUAUGUUAGAGAUACUGUAUUUUAAUGAGGGGCUGCCUGAUUUUAUUCUUUGAGGAGUGGGGAAGGGAAGCAAAGAAGGAAGCUGUAACAGACUGACAGUAACAGUGUAAGCAUCGUGUGAAUUAUUUAGCGUGAGCUUACCUGAGGCAUCGCAGAGACAAAAGCAUGUGAAGGUGCUUAAUGAGGGAAAGCAGCGGUUCUGGCUGCAGACUCCUGGCACACGAAUUGUAUGUCUUUAUAACCGUAACCAAAUAUCUGCAUGUACUUACAAUUCCUCAGUCCACCCCUUCCAAAGAUGGAGCAUAGACAGGAUGCCCACACUUAAAAAGCUCAAAGAGGACCCAGGUACAUCUUCAGUGAUAGUAGAGCUACAGUUUUUAUAGCCAGCU